CUAAUGAAGCGAACAGCCAACGAAGAAAGAGAGAAACGAAGGAAAUAACUCAGCAGCCUUCAAUAUUCUUCACUACCAUUUCUUCUUCUUCAAGAAAAAUUGACCUGAAAAUGUUAUAAUUAGAGUUUAGGGAUCAAGAGAUCGAAUAGUUAGUUAAUUAGUGCUGUUAAUCCAGUUUUAAUGAAAUGAUCCUCCCCUUCGUUAAGCUUGGUACUCUUCUUUUGAAAACCGCUUGUAAACCUAUUGCUACCAGAUUAAAAGUAGAAGCAGGGAAACACCCCAGUUUUCGGCAACUCAUCAUCAAUUUCGCCCAGACAAAUCACAGAUUUACGACAACCGUGCAAAGACGGAUUUAUGGUCAUGCAACUGAUGUGGCGAUCCGACCUUUGAAUGAAGAGAAAGCUGUUCAAGCUGCUGCGGACCUUCUUGGAGAAAUGUUCGUCUUCUCGGUUGCUGGUGCUGCUAUUAUCUUUGAGGUGCAAAGAAGUGCUAGAUCUGAAGCCAGAAAGGAGGAGUUACGCAAGCAGGAGCUUGAGGAAAUAAAGCAAAAAGAAGAAAAUUUAGAAAGAGAACUGGAGUUCAUUAAAGGGAAACUGGCAGAACUGGAGCACCUAGCCAAGGCCCGAGGACUCUCUGGUAUUUUCAACUUCAGGAAUCCUAAUGGAAAUGAAAAUGCCAAAUCAGGGUCAGAAGUUCCUCUGAAGACUGAUGGCCAGUCAGCAACCCAUGCUCGUACAACUGAAGAUCCCAAGUCCGCAGCACCUGCUCGUACAACUGAAGAUCCCAAGUCCGCAGCACCUGCUCAUUCUACUAAAGAUACCAAGCAAGGUGCUUCACCUGGUCAUUGAGAUACCCUUUCUAGAGAUUUGUCAAGGAUUCAGUGACUCAUUGCAAAUACUUCCCUUUUAUACUGUUAAUCAUUGAUUUAACCAUUUCUUAUCCGCAUAGAUUUUCUCCGCAUACGGAAAGGUUUUGAUUCUGUAGCCUAACAGAAUUUAUCAGGGGUAAUCAGAUAAAAGUUACAUUAAGUAGUCCAUUUGUGACUUAAGGCUUUAUCCAAAUAACGGUAAAUAAUAGAUUGAAGUCUUUUUCACAA
This is a messenger RNA of Papaver somniferum (opium poppy), 1096 nucleotides long. RefSeq names its product optic atrophy 3 protein homolog. The record is from RefSeq and is a predicted model, not a curated record. NCBI's taxonomy places the organism in Eukaryota, Viridiplantae, Streptophyta, Magnoliopsida, Ranunculales, Papaveraceae. Gene Ontology annotation, cellular component: mitochondrion. The transcript has 4 exons. Gene Ontology annotation, biological process: regulation of lipid metabolic process. The coding region runs from base 186 to 848 and encodes 220 amino acids.